CGAGGCCUAUCGUGCCGAAUGGUUCCAACCUGACACCCAGGCUCCAGUGGAUGUAUGUUCUUUUGAACUGACAUGUUGACUGUUCCGCUUCACUUCUUCCAUUAAGGUCUGCUACAAAGUUCUCAGACCACCCAUCAGCAACAUGCCGUCUGUCGUGGAGGAAAUAAGGAAAUCCAUGAAGGUGAGGGGCCUUUUCUAGCUGGAUCGAUAGCAACGAAGGCCCACGCACUGCUUCAGCACCUGAAGAGAGAGAUGAAGACAUGGACCAUGGAAACAUUGUGGAAUUCAUCGGUUUUGCAAUUGAAGUUCGCGGUGAAGUACCAGAAGCGGCGUUGGUGUCCGAAUGGUGCUCAAAUGGUAACCUUGUUGAAUAUCUGCAUGAAAAACCGACCUGCGAUCGGCUGCCCCUGGUGAGUCGAUCAUACUAGUCAUUUGGACCGAAGAUGCAUAUUACCGAAUAGCUUCUCGAUAUCGCUUGUGGUCUGGCCUACUUUCAUGAAUGUAAACCUGUUGUAGUCCACGGCGAUCUCAAGCCUGCAGGUCAAC
Molecule: messenger RNA, 546 nt
Organism: Cantharellus anzutake
Lineage: Eukaryota; Fungi; Basidiomycota; Agaricomycetes; Cantharellales; Hydnaceae
Exons: 1
Coding region: 261-428 (55 amino acids)
Source: RefSeq, a predicted model, not a curated record